Penicillium lagena is the source of this 984-nucleotide messenger RNA. Its product is annotated as arylformamidase. Gene Ontology annotation, molecular function: arylformamidase activity. The record is from RefSeq and is a predicted model, not a curated record. The transcript has 2 exons. NCBI's taxonomy places the organism in Eukaryota, Fungi, Ascomycota, Eurotiomycetes, Eurotiales, Aspergillaceae. Bases 1 to 984 code for a protein of 327 amino acids.
AUGUCCGUACAACAGCCCCGGACCGUGACAUACGGCCGGCAUAAUGUGCUGCAAACCAUCUCAGUCACUCCAAUGGCCCGCCAGGACGGCUACUGGGUGAUCUACAUCCACGGCGGCGCAUGGCGUGAUCCACUCGUAACUUCUGGAGCGUUUGAUGCCACCGAGUCUCUCCUGCGCAAGACCCCCGACCUCCCAAUCGCAGGCUACGCCUCCAUUUCCUACCGAUUAAGCGCACACCCGAACCACCCACAAGAUCCGCAAAGCACUCCAUCAGCCGAGUUCCGUGAUGCGAAGCACCCAGAUCACAUAAGCGACGUGGAAGCCGCGCUCACAUUUCUCCAGACUACAUACGGCUUUGGGUCUCGGUACAUCCUCGUCGGACACAGCUGCGGCGCCACACUAGCCUUCCAAACCGUCAUGGGUGCUGUCGCGGGACACCGCGAACAGUCGUUUACCGCGGGCGCAUACGAUCCCAGCACAGGCGCCGAGACGGUCUUCUCGUCUCUGGGCUCGCUACCCCCGCGACUGACGGCGCAUCCAACGGCCAUCGUCGGCGUGGCGGGGAUCUACGACCUGCGUAAGCUGCGUGAUACGCAUCGGGAGAUCUCUGCGUAUCGUGAGUUCAUUGAGGGUGCAUUUGGGAAGGACGAGAAGCUCUGGGAUGCGGUUUCGCCGGCGCAGAUGGUCGGUUCGCAUGGUGUAGAGGGUGGAUGGAAGCUGGGGACACUGGCUGUCCUGGCGCAUUCGAGGGAUGACGAGCUGGUGGAUGAGGCUCAAAUGGAUUCGAUGCGGGCGGCGCUUCGAGGAUGGGAAGAGGCUGAUGCACAGGUGUCUGUGGAGGGACGAGCGUUUCAACGCAGACGUGUCUGUAGUCUUCCUCUCCGUGGCGCUCACGAUGAGAUUUGGGGUAAUGGCGAGGAGCUGGCUCGCGCCAUUAUAUUCGCUUUUCGGGAAUUGCAGGAUAUGGGGUUGGCUUCUCAAUAG